Cynocephalus volans (Philippine flying lemur) is the source of this 840-nucleotide messenger RNA. RefSeq names its product dynactin subunit 3 (gene DCTN3). Gene Ontology annotation, biological process: cytoskeleton-dependent cytokinesis. Bases 39 to 599 code for a protein of 186 amino acids. The transcript is spliced from 7 exons. NCBI's taxonomy places the organism in Eukaryota, Metazoa, Chordata, Mammalia, Dermoptera, Cynocephalidae. The record is from RefSeq and is a predicted model, not a curated record. Gene Ontology annotation, cellular component: dynactin complex.
CUCUGGCUGUUCCCGGCUGAGGCGGGUCUGCAGUAGCGAUGGCGGCUCUGACUGACGUGCAGCGGCUACAGGCCCGAGUGGAGGAGCUGGAGCGCUGGGUGUACGGGCCGGGCGGGGCGCGCGGCUCGCGAAAGGUAGCUGAUGGCCUGGUCAAGGUGCAGGUGGCUUUGGGGAACAUCGCCAGCAAGAGGGAGAGGGUUAAGAUUCUGUACAAAAAGAUUGAAGACCUGAUCAAAUAUCUGGAUCCUGAAUACAUUGAUCGCAUUGCUAUACCUGAUGCCUCUAAGCUGCAGUUCAUCUUAGCAGAGGAGCAGUUUAUCCUCUCCCAGGUUGCACUCCUGGAACAGGUAGAUGCCUUGGUGCCCAUACUGGACAGUACUCACAUCAAAGCUGUUCCUGAGCAUGCCGCCCGCCUGCAGCGCUUGGCUCAGAUCCACAUCCAGCAGCAGGACCAGUGUGUGGAAAUCACUGAGGAGUCCAAGGCUCUCCUGGAAGAAUACAACAAAACUACAAUGCUUCUCUCCAAGCAAUUUGUGCAGUGGGAUGAGCUCCUUUGCCAGCUAGAGGCCGCCAAGCAAGUGAAGCCAGCAGAGGAGUGACAGCUGCCUCACAUCCCAGGGCAGACCAGGGCCGCCAGGUGCCAGGGCUCUGUGCCAAACUGCCUUUGUAACAAGGCAGAGGCAACUCUGUAUUUAUUGGAUUCAAGGCCUACAUCUCUGCACUCAGGUGGGGCUCUGAGGUUAGAGGUUGGGUUACCUGAGAUUUUCAGUUUACACCCUCCCCUACCCCCCAUCAGUGUUCUUAUUCCAUGACAAUAAAUUCUAGAGCUCACUGGAGAAA